Messenger RNA from Coregonus clupeaformis (lake whitefish), 1065 nucleotides. RefSeq names its product SRY-box transcription factor 21b (gene sox21b). Gene Ontology annotation, molecular function: RNA polymerase II cis-regulatory region sequence-specific DNA binding; DNA-binding transcription factor activity, RNA polymerase II-specific. The coding region runs from base 297 to 1028 and encodes 243 amino acids. Gene Ontology annotation, biological process: regulation of DNA-templated transcription; anatomical structure morphogenesis; cell differentiation. The record is from RefSeq and is a predicted model, not a curated record. The transcript is spliced from 2 exons. Lineage: Eukaryota; Metazoa; Chordata; Actinopteri; Salmoniformes; Salmonidae.
UCACAUGGGGCAGCCCGGAGUUAUCAACCAUUUGCGUAAACGCUGGAUUCAAGUGCUGAGUGGCGGUUAACAGUCUCUGGCGAUAGCAGCAAAACAAGAUAAGAACUACAGCGCUAGAUAUAUUGCCUUCUGUCUUCUAUGCUAUAUUGUCCUCGUCGGAUAUCAACAUGCAUCAGAGAACCUAACUUUUAUAGAGUUUCUCAUCAGAAUUCUGCGCAUUGCUCUUUUCAAAACGGAUAUCUUACAACGGUGUGAUGAAGCACUGAUAUUUUACACCAAAAGUAUUUUGUACCAACAUGUCUAAACCAAUGGAUCACGUAAAACGCCCGAUGAAUGCCUUCAUGGUUUGGUCCAGAGCGCAGAGAAGAAAAAUGGCUCAGGAGAACCCAAAAAUGCACAACUCCGAGAUCAGCAAGAGAUUGGGAGCGGAGUGGAAACUUCUCACCGAGUCAGAGAAAAGGCCAUUCAUUGACGAAGCUAAACGACUGAGAGCCAUGCACAUGAAGGAACACCCUGACUAUAAAUACAGACCUAGGCGGAAGCCAAAGACUCUGAUGAAAAAAGACAAGUUUGCCUUCCCAGUCCCCUACAAUCUUGGGGAGCACGACGCGCUUAAAGUUAGCGGUCUAUCUCAUGGAGCACUUCACGAGUCCCUAUUAGGGAACCCAGACAAGGCAGCAGCGGCAGCGGCGGCCGCAGCAGCGAGAGUCUUCUUCAACCCGUCCAUGACCACGAACCCCUAUUCAUUUUUUGACCUCGGGUCGAAGAUGUCAGAGCUUUCCUCGCCAUCGUUUCCUUACCCAUCUCUGGGGUACCCUGGUGGCACGGCUUUCUCUGGAACUGGCGGUGUUGGUGGAACACACACCCACACUCACUCUCAUCCAGCCCCGGGCAACCCAGGCUACAUGAUCCCCUGUAACUGUACGGGCUGGCCCUCUGCGGGUCUUCAGCCACCGCUAGCCUACAUCCUGCUGCCUGGCAUGGGCAAACCUCAACUUGACUACCCUGCAUAUGCAGCGGCAUUAUGAUAGGCUAUAUCGGAUUUAGGAGACGUUUAAAUGUGAA